UCUACCUAUCAGGAACGUGUUUUUUUUUUUCCAUCCCUUUUUUUCUCUUCUCCCUUUUCCGCGUGUCUUCCUUUUUUUUUUCUACUCUCUUUAUUAUCAUCUUCAUAUAUCGUAAAUUCGACGUGACAGAUAUAAAUAAGUGUUAAGAACGUGCGCGCGUGUUCGUUCGUUCGGUAUCGCUAAUUCGCGUCUCGAAGGUUCUUUUUUCUUCUUCCUCUUCUUCUUCCUCUUCUUCUUCUUCUUCUUCUUCUCUCUUUCUUUCUUUUUACCCUUUCCUUUCCUUUUUUUCCCCCCUCCUUUCCUUUUUCCUAUCUCUCUUCUUUAUCAGUCAAUUCCUAAGACUAUAUUUACCGUGUGACCACGGAUACAUCUCAAAUUCGUAGAGAGAGAGAAAGAAAGAGAGAGAGAAAGAGAGAGAGAGAGAAAAAAAAGAGAAAAAAGAAAGAGAGAAAGAGAGAGAAAGAGAGAUAGAGAUAGAGAUAGAGAAAGAGAGAACCUUCGAAGUGCUAUCGUGUGAUAGAGACAAGGUGAACGUCAAAAGAAGCAGAGUAAGGUGCCGAGUGGAUAUCACGCCAAGAUGGGCUCGUUCGGGAUCGGCAGAGCCGCAGCUGCAACUGCGGGACUGAUAGUCAUGGCGAUGUUAAGCAGUGGUCACGCUGCAUUGGCAAGAACAGCGUUCGAGAAAUUAACUGAUUACGAUUACCGAGGUACGACUUAUUACAGUGUUAGAAAUUUAUCGCUUUACGAGUGUCAAGGUUGGUGCCGAGAGGAAGCUGAAUGCCAGGCUGCAGCUUUCUCCUUCGUAGUAAAUCCUUUAGCACCGAUGCAGGACACUCUUUGUCAAUUACAAAACGAAACGGCAGCUACUAAUCCAGCAGCUCAACCUCAACGUGCUGUGAACAUGUAUUACAUGACGAAACUGCAGAUCAGAUCAGAAAACGUAUGUCUCCGACCAUGGUCCUUCGAACGUAUACCAAAUAAAAUGAUUCGUGGAUUGGACAAUGCACUCAUUUAUACAUCGACGAAGGAAGCCUGUCUCGCUGCCUGUUUGAACGAACACAGAUUUACCUGCCGAUCUCUCGAAUAUAAUUACGUUACUCUUCAGUGUCAUCUCAGUGACUCCGAUCGACGUACCACCGGGCAAUACGUUCAAUUCGUCGAUGCUCAGGGUGUCGAUUAUUUUGAAAAUCUUUGCUUGAAGGGAAAAGAAGCUUGCAAGUCUCAAAGGAUCUUCCAAAUUCCUAGAAUCGGAGUCGCCGAUGACAAAGUCGCUCAAUACGCUGGUCUACAUUAUUAUACCGAUAAAGAGCUUCAAGUUCAAAGCGAAUCUGCAUGCAGAUUGGCCUGCGAAAUUGAGAACGAGUUCCUUUGCAGAUCGUUCCUUUAUCGUGGCGCACCUCAAGGAUCGGCUUAUAAUUGUCAUCUAUUUCAUUUGGAUCAUUGGACUCUUCCCGACGGACCUUCGACCUAUCUUAACGCUGAAAGACCACUGAUCGAUAAUGGUGAACGAGUUGGAACCUAUUUCGAAAACUUUUGCGAGAAAGGCACCGGACCACUCGCAGAUCCGCUUCCGGUCGUCUUCGAAACUACAGAAGAUCCUACGGUGAAUAAUCUGACAAGGAACGAUAUCAACUGCGAUAAAACCGGCACCUGCUAUGACGUAUCUGUCGAUUGUAAGGACACACGUAUAGCCGUUCAAGUUCGUACAAACAAGCCAUUCAAUGGUCGUAUCUAUGCCCUCGGACGUUCUGAAACUUGCAAUAUCGACGUUAUCAAUAGUGAUCUCUUCAGACUCGACUUAACGAUGAGCGGACAGGAUUGUAAUACGCAGAGCGUGACUGGCAUCUACUCGAACACAGUGGUACUCCAACAUCAUUCGGUGGUCAUGACAAAGGCUGAUAAAAUCUAUAAGGUGAAGUGUACUUACGACAUGUCAUCGAAGAAUAUCACUUUCGGGAUGAUGCCUAUCAGGGAUCCGGAAAUGAUUAGUAUCACUAGUGCACCCGAAGCACCACCACCAAGGAUACGCAUUCUCGAUAGCAGAUCAAGAGAAGUGGAAACCGUAAGAAUCGGAGAUAAAUUGACGUUUAGGAUCGAAAUACCUGAAGACACACCUUACGGAAUCUUUGCUCGCAGCUGCGUUGCUAUGGCCAAGGACUCGAAAAGCACCUUCCAAAUAAUCGACGAUGAAGGAUGUCCAGUGGAUCCCUCGAUAUUCCCGAGCUUCACGCCAGACGGUAACGCCCUCCAAUCGGUCUACGAAGCCUUCAGGUUCACGGAAUCUUAUGGUGUCAUCUUCCAAUGUAACGUCAAGUAUUGUCUCGGACCAUGCGAACCGGCUGUUUGCGAGUGGGGACGUGAAUCCGUUGAAUCGUGGGGCAAAAGACGUCGAAGGAAUGUCAUGAAUGCUACCGAAGAGAAAGCUGAGGACAUGACUCUUUCUCAAGAGAUUUUAGUCUUGGAUUUCGGUGAUGAAAAACAAUCAGAUUUCCUCAAAAGCGACGCCAGCAUAGACUUCAACGAAGCAGACAAAACCGUGACCAUCGUAGAACCAUGCCCGACAAAGACAUCGGUACUCGCAUUAGGAGUUACGUGUGCUCUUCUGGUUCUUAUCUACAUCUCUACGAUCUUUUGCUACUAUAUGAAGAAAUGGUUGUCACCGCGGAAGAUGAUGCCUUGAAAAGACUCGUUUCAUACUUGCAAAAACGAAUAGGACAAAAGACGAGUACGGGGAAAUGUUUUUAUACGAUAUACACAUAUACACAACACAUAAGUACACUUUACCUUGCGGCAAUAAUAUCAUACACUAUACGAAUAUCUCAUACGCGUGAGAAGUAUCACGAUGCAAAAUCGGCGAUAUUUGUCGAACGGGACAAAGAGAAAAAAAGAAAAAGGAAAAAAAAGAAAAAAAAAAUACUGAAAAAAAGAAUAAAAAAAAAAAAAAAAAGAAAAGAAGAAGAAGAAGAGAAAGGAGGACUCGUCGAACCUAAUCGCUCUGUCUUAAAAUUAUUCACAUAUCAUUGUUUCACCAACGAUUUUGAUACCUGCCGAUGGCAUAUAAGAGAUCCAUACAAAAUGUCAUGAGGUCGUAGCACGCCGUAACACGCGCCGACCUCUUUCAUCAAUAAUAUUCAGUGACACUAAUUAUAGAAUAAUUUCGAAGUAACGUUCAACGUAUCGGCUACCAUUUUGCUCAAUACGGUAGAGUCACAAGACGGGACCAUUGUGCAACGUCUUAACGACUUUCGAUCCUGUUGAUGUGUUACUCAAGUACACUAAUUUAAGAAUCUAUCCUUCCACAUUCACAUUCAUGCUCGCGCAUAAGCAUAGUAUCGUAUACGUUCAUAUACGUAUUUAUUGAUUUUAAUUGAUGAGCGAUUAGAUUCGAUAAGAAAAAAAAAAAAAAAAAAAAAAAAGUAUACUACUUAUUUAAGAAAAUUUUCUAAACAGAACUAUCUCAUAUUUCUCUCUCCUCUCUUUCUUUCUCUCCCCCUCUCUCUCUCUCUCUCUCUCUCUCUCUCUUGUAGCUACUUCUGAUCGGGUUGCAAGAAGAUAAUCUCGAUCGACGUAAAUUCGAAAAAGUUUUAUGAUAUAAACGACGAAUAACGAUCGAAUUUUUAUUAUUUUCCAUAAGUGUCGACUUAUAACCCGUAUCAAGACUAGCGAUAUUUAAAGGUUCACGCUUCACUAACGUUUCUAACGAUACAGAUAGAAUUAAGGUAGCGAUUAAGCAAAGUAUGCGAGCAUAAGAGAAAAAUAAGAAAGAAAGAGAGAAAGCACUGGUACAUAUGCGCGAUCGAUAUUCUCGAUUUCGUUCUUGACGCGACGUACGUUAGCAAACAGAACGACGAUAAUAUCGUAUACGUACGUUCUCAGAGUCGAAAGAAAUACUCCUUCGUACAGUUUCAUAGUUUUUGGUGGUGCGCAUGGAAAUUCCAUUCCAUUAAUCGUAUAAGAUUUAACAACGUAACGUAAAGUUUAUCUCAUUAAUAAUAGAACAACUACAGUCUAUUCACGAUCAUGCGAAAUUUCGAAGAAAAUUUUCCUCGCGAAGCGUCGAUAAUUCUUCGAUCGAGUUCCGGUGCAAUUAUUUUUUCGAAAUGUCGCACUGAAAGAAAAAAAAAAAAAGAAAAAAGAAAGAGAAAAGAAAAAAAAAAGAAAAAAAAAAGAAAGAAAGGAAAAAGAAAAGAUUUAACUAACGUAUGCUUGUGAAUCGACUGAAGUGCAGCAAGACAUUCGGUUAAGGUGCUUACUCUUUAGAGUUCGAGCUCUCUGCGCGUUGCCCUUAUGAUGAAAUUUAUCUGAAUCACAAAAGUUAAACAAAAAGAUCAAUUUAAUCGUCGAAAUGAUUUAUUGUUAUUUAUUAAUCGGUAUAUCUCUUUUUAUUUCUACGAUUUUGUUUAUCGUUAGUGUAACAAAACGAAUCAAGUGUGUAUUACAAAAAAAAAAAAAGAAAACAAAAAAAAAAAGCACUCUAAUUCAAGUGAUUGAUAACGAACGAGAAAAGAAAAAUUUGCGUAAGGGCUAUCGUACGAGAGCUAAAACAAAUACAAAAUGUAUAUAUUACGACGUUUAUUGUAUUAAGCAUUCAGAGAACAAAACACAUUACUAUCAAUAUCAUAUGCAUUUGUACUCUAUUUAUAAAUAUAAAUAUAUAAAUAUAUAUAUGUGUAUACACAAUACGAAAAUAGAAUGAAUGUCUUUUUAUUAUUAAUUAUAAGCGAGGAUCAAUGUCGGCGAGAACUUUUUUCCACGCAAGUCCAUCAACAAUACCGGUUCAGUAGCAACCUUUUCUUCCUUUCUCUCUCUCUCUCUCUCUCUCUCUCUCUCUCUCUCUCUCUCUCUCUCUCUCUCUCUCUCUCUCUCUCUCUCUCGCCUCCGUACUUUUUCCACCUACUUCAAAUAUUUUUCAUUUCCAUUCGAUCGUUCGGUGCAUAAAUCGCUUGAAAUAAUUUAUCGCACAUUCGUACGUCACUGGUUGCUAAGAGCCAAUUAGAAACGAAAAAAAAAAAAAAAAAGAAAAAAAAGAAUAAAAUAUAUCGCGAUUAUUGAAACUUAUUACUCGUUAAUAUAUGUAUUUCUCGAAAAUAUACACGUGAGGAAUUUUAACAAUUUAAAAGGAAGAUAAAAAAAUUUUAUUCUUUUCUUUUUCUUCUUCUUUUUUCGUUCAACGCUCUUAAGCGAAGCCAAUAAAAUUCAUCGAAAAUUCGAAAUGUCAAGGGGUCGUUCUUUACCAAUAAAAAAUCUUUCAAUUUACAACUAUCGAAGAGGAAAGAGAAAUAUAAGUAUAUAUAAGGUGGAUCAAUAAUAAUUAUUGUCUCAAAUAUCUUUGAUUACUUUAGAUUUUAUAUAGAAAAAAUCCUCAGGACAAGGUUACAUUAUUUCAAUGAGCGAAUUUAAUGAUGAGAAAAAGAUUGCGAAAAAACAAUUUGUUUAUUAAUAUGUAACCAAUUUUGAACGAUUUAUCUUUUGAACUAUUCAUCAUGAUUCAUCAUGAAACUUUUCUUAAUAUAUCUUUUUUCUAUUGCUUCUAACAGACGAGAUAUUCAAUUGACUCUUAAUUUAUAAUCAUCCUAUAUAUACAUACAUAUGUAUAUACAUGUAUAUAUAUAUAUAUAUACAUUUAUGUGUGUAUGUAUAUUAGAAUAAAAUCGGCGAGCAGCCAAUGAUGAGUUCGAGCUUAAAGAUCGGACCUGGUUGUUCAGUGUUUGCCAUAUGGCGGCUUACCGUAGACAAGUAAAGCGUUUGGCUUUACACGACAAUAAUAGCAAACAUCAGUUGACACAUCGGUGCGAAAAAACUCGACGUUCCGAUGGUUCCUCCCUUCUCCUAUUGAAAAAAGAAAA
This is a messenger RNA of Vespa crabro (European hornet), 5846 nucleotides long. RefSeq lists its product as uncharacterized. The coding region runs from base 578 to 2680 and encodes 700 amino acids. The record is from RefSeq and is a predicted model, not a curated record. The transcript is spliced from 12 exons. Lineage: Eukaryota; Metazoa; Arthropoda; Insecta; Hymenoptera; Vespidae.